AUGGUAAAGUUGCAGAGUGUUUUGGAUGCAUUGCGUGCACGAAAGGAGCGUUUUUUGUUUGAGGACGUGGAUGUUUCAUUGAAGCCCAGCGUGAUGAUGUUUAUUACAAUGAACCCUGGCUAUCCAGGACGUGCAGAGCUGCCAGAAUCUGUGAAGGCACUGUUCCGUCCUGUGUCCAUGGCUGUACCUGAUCUGGCGCUAAUAUCCGAAAUCAUGCUCAUGGCAGAAGGCUUUCAGCAAUCGAAACUCCUAUCUCGAAAAUUUAUUAUUCUGUAUAAGUUGUGCGAGGAUCUGCUUUCCAAGUCCCGGCACUAUGACUGGAAACUGCGGGCUAUCAAGACUACCCUUUAUGUGGCAGGGAGCAUGAAACGGUCUGCUCCAGAGCUGUCUGAGGAUAGAGUGUUGGUACGCGAACUACGUGACUUCAAUGUAGGCAAACUAACUGCAGAUGACACGUCCAUCUUUCUGGGUUUGCUGGGUGACUUGUUCCCCAAGACGAUAGAGAAUGUGCCACGCGCUGUGGAUUCAUGUUUUGAAGCCAAAGUACAAGAGGCGGCUAUCGAGAUGGGUUAUCAACCUGAUGCAACCUUUCGCCUGAAGGUGUCGCAGUUGCGGGAAAUAUUUGACGUCCGCUGGUCCGUGUUUCUAUUAGGCCCUGCCGGCUGCGGCAAAUCUGCCAUUUGGCGGACCCUGAUGAAGGCACAGAACAUCCUUGGCGAACGCACAGUCUUCCGUGCUAUUAAUCCCAAGGCAGUCACUCGCAAUGAGCUGUAUGGCUACCUGCACCCCCAGACGCGUGAAUGGAAGGAGGGUCUUAUGUCAUCAACCUUCCGUGAUAUGGCCCAAAAUAAGACCAACAGGCAUCAAUGGAUUGUAUUGGAUGGUGAUAUCGAUGCUGAGUGGAUCGAGUCUGCCAACACAGUCAUGGAUGACAACAAGAUGCUGACACUGGCAUCAAAUGAACGAAUACCACUCACCAGCUCCAUGCGGUUGUUGCUGGAGAUUAAUCAUAUGAAUCAUUGCUCACCAGCCACAGUGUCCCGUGGAGGUGUCAUUUUUGUAAAUGCUGAUGACAUUGGUUGGAAGCCUGCGGUGGAGAGUUGGGUGGAGAUGCUGGAGUGCACGGACCACAAACCAAUGUUGAAUAUGCUGUUUAGCAAAUAUGUUGAUGGUACAUUAGAGCACUGCCGCCGAAAUUACAAAACUGUGGUCCCACUUCCCGCUAUUAACCAGGUUCAAACACUGUGUAAGAUAUUGGAGGGUAUCUUGCCUAAGGAGGUGCAGAGAGGAGGGCCACCUCCUGACAAGAAGCUCCUAGAGCACCACUUUGUCUUUGCAUGCAUUUGGGCAUUUGGUGGCUGCCUCCUGGUGGAUAAGAUCACUGACUAUCGCCUGCAGUUCAGUCGGUGGUGGCAGGGAGAGCAUAAGACAGUGUUGUUCCCAGCAGAGGGCACUGUAUUUGACUAUUUUGUGGAUGACCAGAAUGUGUGCAUGACUCACUGGAGGCAACGGGUUACACAGUUUACAUACGUGCCAGAUGCAGAUAGCAUGUCGUUUUGUGUACCCACUGUGGAGACCACGCGCCUAAACUAUCUGUUGGAGCUAUUGCUGCCCAAUAUGCAUCAUGUAAUGUUUGUGGGGAACAGUGGCACGGGAAAAACUACCAUAAUGCAGAACAAAUUACGGAGCCUGGAUGGCGACAGCCGGAUGUUACAUACCAUCAAUCUGAACAGCCAGCACACAGGACCAAGCCUACAGGCCGUUCUUGAAUCUCCUUUAGAAAAGAAAGCAGGAAUGCGUUUUGGCCCCCCGGGAACGAAGAAACUAACAUACUUCGUCGAUGACAUCAACAUGCCUUUCGUCGAUAAGUAUGAUACACAGAGUGCCAUUGAACUUCUGCGACAAAGCAUCGACUAUCAUGGCUGGUUUGACAAGCAAAAAAUUAUGCAAAAGGAGGUUUGCAACACCCACUAUGUCGCAUGCAUGAACCCCACUGCUGGGUCAUUCACCAUAACACCACGCAUGCAGCGGCACUUUGUUACUCUUGCAGUCCAGAUGCCCAGCCCAGAAAUUGUCAAGUAUAUGUACUCCCAGAUUGUGGAGGGACAUUUGAGCAACGGCUUCGAAGAGGAGGUUGUUCGCUUGGGACCAAGGCUAGUUGACGCAAUGAUUGAGUUACAUGGACUCGCGAUGAAUGGCUUUCUGCCAUCUGCAGUAAAGUUUCACUAUCAGUUCAAUCUGCGCGAUCUCUCUAGUAUUACCCAGGGCCUAUGCCGCAUGACGAAGGAAACAAUCAAGGAGCCCCUGCAGGCUGUACGCCUAUGGUUGCAUGAGUGCAAGCGUGUUUUGAGCGACCGAUUGGUCAGUGAGCAAGAUAUAGCAAGGUUCUCUGAGUUUUGCGGGACCGUUGUACGCAAGUACUUCGGCCAUAUGAAGCUGCUGGAUAUUGAGGCAAAGCCGCUCCUUUUCAACAAUUUUAUGGCACGAAAUGCAAUUGAUGCACCAGUAUACACAUGCGCUGAAUCUGAUGACGUAUUAAAAAGGAUUUUGCAGGAGAAGUUGGCCGAAUACAACGAGAAUAAUGCAGUCAUGGAUCUGGUGCUCUUCAAACAAGCAGCUGAGCAUGUGUCUAGAAUCGCACGUAUUCUAUCCGUUCCUCGUGGACAUGCUAUGUUGGUCGGCGUUGGUGGUUCAGGCAAGCAAUCAUUAGCACGACUUGCAGCGUUCCUAUGCGGUUAUGAAUUGUUUCAAAUUGCUGUUACCUCAACAUAUGGCCUAAGCGAGUUUAAAAUGGACUUGGUGAGUGUAUAUCACAAGGCUGGCGUGAAGGGGACACCCAUAGUAUUGUUGAUGAGUGAUAACCAGAUUGUUAAGGAAGACUUCCUCAUCUACAUUAAUGACUUGCUCGCAAAUGGUGAUAUUCCCGACUUAUGCUCUCAAGAAGAAAAGGAUAAUUUUUCUAGCUUGGUGCGAAAUGAAGCUAAAGCUGCCGGUCUGAUGGACACUCCGGAAAUAUGCUGGCAGUUUUUCAUUGAGCGGGUUCGCAAAAAUCUCCAUAUUGUGCUGUGUUUUUCACCUGUCGGAGACCAAUUUAGAAUUCGAGCAAGGCAGUUCCCUGGUCUUGUUAACAGUAUGCAAUAUGAUUGGUUUCAUUCCUGGCCUGAAGAAGCGCUUAUUAGUGUCGCCGGCCGUUUCCUGAGCGACGUGCCAGAUCUCCAGGAGGGACUGCGGGAGUCCAUCUCCAAGCACAUGGCUUUUGUGCACCAGUCUGUUAGCACUGCCAGCCACAAAUAUUACGAGCUGUAUCGCCGCUAUAAUUAUACAACCCCUAAAUCAUUUCUUGAGCUUAUAGCGCUGUACAAGCAGCUCCUGGCUAUCAAGCGUGAACAGCUCAAGCAGGGCAAGGACCGCCUUGAGAGGGGAGUAGACAAAAUCACGUCGGCAACACGUGCUGUUGAAGAUUUGCAGAAGAACCUUGAGGAGGAGCAGGUUGUGGUUGAUCAGAAACGGGCCAAAACCCAGGAGUUGGUGGAGUCAAUCGGACAGGAGAAGGCCAAGGUGGACGAGGAAGUUGAUAAAGGAAGGGAGGACGAGGCAGCAGCUGCCAAGUUACAAUCAGAAGUCAUUGCCUUCCAGGAGGAAUGCGCCCAGGACCUGGCAUGUGCAGAGCCCAUCAUUCAGGAGGCAGAGGCUGCACUGAAUUCAUUAGACAAGGCCUCGCUUGGAGAGCUCAAGUCGUUCGGAGCCCCUGCUGCUGAAAUUGUCCAAGUACUGGCGGCCUGCAUGAUUUUGUGUUCAAGCGGCGGCAAUAUUCCUAAAGAUCUCAGCUGGAAUGCUGGAAAAAAGUUCAUGGGCAAUACAGAUGCUUUUCUGCGGUCGCUGCUCACUUUCGAUAAAGACGGCAUACCAGUUGCAUGCGUGGAUCGCGUCGAAAAGGACUUCAUUUCCAACCCAAAUUUCCGCCCUGACUACAUUCGUACAAAGUCAUCUGCUGCAGCAGGCUUGAGUGCGUGGGUUAUUAAUAUGUGCAAAUACUUCCGCAUUUAUCAGGUCGUUGCUCCCAAGCGCUGUGCCCUGGCAGAAGCGAACAAACGACUGGAAGCUGCCAACAAGAAGCUGAGUGGCAUUCGAUCUAAAGUGAAGGAUUUACAGGAGCGUGUCGCAGUGCUAGAACAGGGUUUAAUUAAAGCCACGGAGGAUAAGAACACCGCAAUAGCGCAGGCACAACGCACUGCUAGCAAGGCUGCACUAGCACAACGCCUGAUCACAGGAUUGGCUGGGGAGUUCGCUCGUUGGAGUGAAAGCAUCGUGGAAAUGGCAACCACUGAGGGCAACCUGAUAGGAGAUGUAUUGUUGAGCUCUUCCUUUGUUACAUACGCCGGCGCUUUUAACACACAAAUUCGACGGGAGCUGACACAUUGGCUGCCAGACAUUAACCAACGCCUCAUCCCUACAUCUGCAAGUGUCAGCCCACUCGACAUGCUGACAGACGAAUCUACCAAGGCGCAGUGGGCCAAUGAAGGUUUGCCCACAGAUGUUCUGUCUAUUGAAAAUGGUGCCAUCAUUACUUCCACAGCACGUUGGCCGUUAUUGAUUGACCCACAGCUGCAGGGAGUUAAUUGGGUUCUGAGAAGGGGGGAGAGAAAUGGCUUGCGCACACCCCCCCACAGCGACGCAAAGUGUAUUGAUACGGUUAGUGUUAGCUUGAGAUCCCACACAAAAACACAAAGAUGCAACCACUCCCCCGAAAUUGACCCGGUGUUAGAUGCAGUGAUACAGAAAAAGGUACCUGAUCCUUGUCGAAGCCAGAUCAUCAAGCUGGGUGACGUAGAGGUGGAGUAUAACCCUCGCUUCCAACUGUAUCUGCAAACCAAACUCAGUAAUCCGCACUUCAAACCAGAAGUUGCGGCGCAGACAACCCUUGUUAAUUUUUGUGUUACCGAGGCAGGCCUUGAGGAUCAGCUUUUGGCUUUGGUUGUUGAUCACGAGCGGUCAGACUUGCAAAAGGAUGCCAUGCGGCUGGUGCAUCAGUUGGCAGAAUAUACUAUUGCUCUGAAACAACUGGAGGACUCUCUGUUGGCAAGGCUAGCAGCUUCUCAGGGCGAUAUUUUAGAAGACAUGCCCUUGAUUGAAAACCUGGAGGAGACCAAGCGCACGGCUGUUCAGAUCGCAGAACAAGUCAAGCAAGCAAAGGAGACUGAGGUUAGCAUUAGCAAAGCGAGGGAGGUGUAUCGACCUGUGGCUCUCCGCGGCGCACUAAUCUAUUUCGUGGUGGAUUCUCUGAGUGCUCUUGACCGAGUGUACCACUACUCAAUGGCAAACUUUAUCCAUAUCAUGAUUAAGGGAAUGGUGAGGGGGCCUCCGGAUGUUGCAGAGCGCGUCAAGCUGCUUAUGUCAGUCAUCUCACAUCAGCUGUUCAAUUACAUCGCACAGGGUUUGUUUGAGCGCCACAAGUUACUGGUGGCUACUCAACUAUGCAUGCGGAUCCUGAAAAAAAAAGGCGAGCUAUGCCAAGAGAAGUUUGAAUACUUCCUGCAUGCCCCUCAGGUUGUAGGCCAGCCCAAUCCUGUGUCUGAGUUGCUACCGCAAACCUGCUGGCAGUCUGUGUUGGCGCUCAAGGAACUCGCAGACUAUCAUGCACUUCCCGAAGAUCUCUUCGCUAGCUACAUGCGCUGGAAGGAAUGGGUGGAGAUGGAGCGACCUGAGGAUGAGCCCUUACCUGGCGACUGGAAGCGAAUGCCUCAAUUCGAUCAACUUCUGUUGUUCCAAGCCCUGCGCCCUGAUCGUGUCACUGCUGCAAUGGCUAAGUUUGUCGCGAACACUUUGGGUAUGCAAUGUUGUCGUUGUUUCUGGUGGCUGUGCUUGCAGGAUGCUAGCCCUGGCACGCCCAUGUUGGUGCUUCUCUCCCCAGGCGUUGAUGUAGCAGGCGCCGUUGAGGCACUUGGUUGUAAGCUAGGGUAUACACAGGAGAAUGGGAAAUACUUCAGCGUUUCGCUAGGGCAAGGCCAGGAGCCCAUUGCUAUGAGUCACUUGACACAUGCACAUAAAAAUGGCGGUUGGGUGCUGCUUCAGAACAUCCAUCUCACUAUUGAAUGGACUAGCGGGCCGCUUGAAAAAUAUAUUGACAAGCUGGCUGAAGGCGCCCAUCCAGACUUCAGGCUAUUUCUAUCAGCAGAAGCACCUCCGUCGCUGGAGCGCCCCCUACCUAUUUCUAUCCUGCAGGCAUGCAUUAAGCUGACCAACGAGCCGCCCGAAGGCUUGAAGGCUAACCUGCUGCGUGCGUAUGGCAACUUCAGUGAGGACACUCUGGAAGGAUGUGCAAAACAAACCGAGUCAAUCGUGUAUGCUCUGUCCUUUUUUCAUGCUGCGCUGCUGGAGCGCAAGAAGUUUGGCGUCGGCAACCUCCCAGGAGCCCGCAGCGGCAUCGGCUGGAAUAUGAACUAUCCCUGGUCUACAAAUGACCUCCUUUGCUCUGCCCAGCUCUCUGCUAGCUACCUAGAACAAUGCAGCAAGGUGCCUUGGGAUGACCUUCGCUACAUGUGUGGGGAGAUCAUGUACGGUGGACACAUCGUCGAGGACUGGGACCGCCGCCUUGCCAGUGCAUACCUGCACAACUAUUUCAAUGACGCACUGCUGGAUGGUAUGGAGAUUUUCCCCGGCUUCUCAGUGCCGCCAGCCACCAUGACGCACAUUCAAGUGCUUGAGUAUAUUGAGGACCGCAUGCCCGUGGAGUCCGCAGUGGCAUUUGGAUUACACCCAAAUGCAGAAAUCGGUUUUAAGUUGCGAGAGGCAGUCACUUUCUGUAGCAAUCUACGAAGCCUCCAGCCUCGCGAUACAGUGGGUGAGGCAGGUCUAACAGCUGAAGAGCAAGCGCGUCGAGUUGUGGACGGCCUUGCUGAGCGCAUUCCUGAUAACUUUGAUCUUGAUGACAUUCGUAGUCGGGUUGAUGAGUACACGCCAUACAUCAUGGUGGCUAUCCAGGAAGCAGAACGCUGGAAUAUACUGCUGACCGAGAUCCGACGAAGCCUGAUGGAAUUGGACUUAGGCUUGAAAGGAGAUCUGACCAUGACAGAAUCAAUGGCAAGCUUUGAACGUCUAAUGCUUGCACUUGUUGCUGACCACGUGCCUGAAAGUUGGGCAUUAGUUGGCUACCCCAGCUUGCGGGCACUGGCGUCCUGGAUGCAGAACUUGCUCCAGCGUGUAUCUCAGAUCCAGGAUUGGUGUUCCAACCUCACAGUUCCUAAAAGUGUAUGGUUGAGCGGACUGUUUAACCCCCAGUCGUUUCUCACUGCGGUAAAGCAAACAACUGCCAGGCGGAAUGAAUGGCCUCUAGACCGGACCGUUAUUGUCACAGAGGUGACAAAGAAAUAUUCGUUGGACCAGGUGGAUGCGCCAUCCCGUGAGGGUGCCUUUGUGCAUGGUCUUGUUCUUGAGGGUGCCUCUUGGGAUGACAAACUGGGAAUGUUGGAAGAGAGUAAGCCCAAGCAGCUCCUGACACAAAUGCCCAUCAUGCUCAUCAAGGCAGUGCCAGCUGAGAAGGAGCCGAAGGAUGGUGUGUACCAGUGCCCUGUGUAUUUUACCGAGCGCCGGUUCAGAGAAGAGGUGUUCACGGCUCAACUGAGGACCAAGCGACCUUGGACCUCUUGGACUGAAGCAGGAGUGUGUCUGUUUUUAGACUCGGUUAACACUUAAUGCUUGUUGGAUAACUGACCCUUAUUGAAGCUUGAGAGUUUAUAAUCCUCUCUCAGCAAUGCAUUGUAACCAUGACAGCUUCC
Chlorella variabilis is the source of this 7775-nucleotide messenger RNA. RefSeq lists its product as hypothetical. The record is from RefSeq and is a predicted model, not a curated record. Bases 1 to 7692 code for a protein of 2563 amino acids. The transcript has 59 exons. Gene Ontology annotation, cellular component: dynein complex. Gene Ontology annotation, molecular function: dynein light intermediate chain binding; ATP binding; dynein intermediate chain binding. Lineage: Eukaryota; Viridiplantae; Chlorophyta; Trebouxiophyceae; Chlorellales; Chlorellaceae. Gene Ontology annotation, biological process: microtubule-based movement.